Molecule: messenger RNA, 2607 nt
Organism: Sclerotinia borealis F-4128
Lineage: Eukaryota; Fungi; Ascomycota; Leotiomycetes; Helotiales; Sclerotiniaceae
Source: the annotation of a GenBank genome assembly
AUGGAGACUGUAGAAAACAUUCUGUCACAACAUCCCCCAGAUAACGUGACGUACAGUCAUAUGGCAAAAUAUUCUUCCUCGAGCAAAAAACCUUGGGUCAAUAAUUAUCUUCCAAUUAAUCCACGACUUAACCCGCCGACCUACGAAUCAACCAACAGACUUCUUGCUCUCGAUCAAUAUCUACCAAAGCAGCCAUUCAUUUCCGAGUUAUACACUGCGGAUCCAAGCGAACGAAAACGCUUUCAACAACUUGUUUAUCCAUUGAAUCCUUCGAAAGAGAGACAUAUCCAAUCAGAAGCCGAUUCAUUUCGGGAUUUUGUACAAAACAUCUUAUUACCUGCUAUUCUCGCUUGGGAUGAAAGUGAUUUCAUAGAAAGAUGCCAGACAAGUCCUCCAGAAGUGCCCAAAUACCACAACAAAAGCGUGGAUCACUUAUUUACAUGGAAACUAGAUGGGACAAUGGGUACCGUCGCCGUACAAAGGACCUUAGACUCGUCCGGUAUCGUUAAGCCGUAUGCACGCAACACCGACGCUUUCGCAUGUGUGCAUGAGAAGCAUUCACCAUUUGCACCGCUGGAAUCUACAGUCAUCGACGCAAUACUGGUGUACGCCCGCCGCGAGCGAAACACGUUCACCGUGUCGUUGCGUUGUACGAGGUUCCCCACACCGGUCCCUGCCAGGAAAUUUAUGGUAGGUGCUAAGCGUUUGUCUGCGAAUAUCACCAAAGACCACAAGCGUUUCCAUGUCAGCCCGGGAUCUAAUGUUCAGAAUCCAGUUUUUAAGCUCCAUCUGCUUAACGAUGCUGUAGUCCGCGUCUAUGUCGGAUGCCAGGCUACAUCCUGUAUACAUGUGGAUAGGACUACGUGGAAAAAUGCUGACGCGCCGCGGCAUACGCAUCCCGACGUGUCGUCUUGUGAGCAUGAGUACAAGUUGGAAGCAUCCCUCAUGGCGUCAGCGGAGAAGAAGAAACGCGAUAAAUUGGCCAUGCAACUUGCAAUCGCCAAGGCACAAAAAGAAGAAGCUGCCGCUAAAGCUAUCGACCAUUCGGCGACACCGAAGGGAACGUAUUUCAAGAAAGCAUCGAAGGACGCGUAUAAGACCACCGGAGGACACCGCCCAACAGCAGGUCCUUCUUCGACUAAACACAAAUGUACAAGUUAUACAAACCCAGCUGUGACUCGUAACGUCCACCAUUCUGUCCAACCAACGUCGUCGGCAGUUGAGCUGUUGAAAGCGGCGCCUGCAAUAACGGAAUUUACCACGCGCAGCUUUGAGCCUCGGUAUUAUAAUGACGAUUAUGAAAUACGUCGGAGAAUACACUGUAGAGAAACUGCUGCGCUAUCAACCGACGGACAUGAUGGUAUCAGUCUCCGCAUGGGCCGAGUCCCUACGGAACCUGAUACGCGAGCUUCGCAUAGUCGCGCUGCAUCCGGACGGUGUGACUCCGAGGCGCUCAAGCGGACGGCUAUGCUACGGUGUGGUGUCUUAUACUAUAUCCCUGCAUUACGACGCGCGAUGCUUCUGGCGUCUAUACGGCGCGCCCAUUUAACCACGCAACACCUGACGUAUUACCCACGACACGCCUGCUAUGUCCUCGCCAAUACGCACGUUAAUAAUGAGCCCACGUUGGGCGUGUCGAUCUACGAGGUGGGUCAAUAUCAUGGGGACUACGAUGGUGACGAAAUGCACGUGAUGCCUGUUUACAACCAAGAGUCGGUGGCCGAAUGUGCCAGUUGGAUCCACGAUAUGGAUGAACCUUUCCGCGGUGCGAUUUCCGAACAUAUGAGCAUGAAUUUUGCGGGUCAUAAUGACCCGAAUUACAACUACAUGUCGUUGACCACCGUCAGUAUGGCGGAUAUUGCCAGGGGCGACGCAGACACACAUUUCGGCAAAGCUGCCAGGAUGAAGCCCGCGCUGGUGAGGCAAACAGGUACUAGAUUUACGAAUCAUCUGGCGGAGGACAACUACAUAGAAGAAUCAAUAAGGGGAAUGUCCGAUAUAACCAAACAACAACUGAUGCAGGGUCCCAUAGGGUACAUGUCUAGAAUGGCGAAAAUGGCGUCCAUGUGCUUCGUUAGAGUUGACUCGGCGCUAUGCGCCGUGAUCAAAGACGGUCUGGUGCACCUGGAAAAUAGCCCCUCAUACCAAGCAGGUUGUCCGUGCCUGACAGCAGUUUCCAGAAUAUGCGCCGCAGCGCAGCAGUCUGCACUAGACAGUCAUAGGGCGAGCGUUGAAGGAGGUGGACAUACUAGGGUGUUACCACCGCACGACAUGAUAGCCGAUCUGUUUGAAGGUUCACUAUCAACCGUCGUUGUCCUAGAAGGUCAUCUUUCUGUGCCGAGUGAUAUGAUAUGGAGAGCCGAGAUCGGCGCCGAUACCGUGUGUAUACUAACGAGCGAACAACUAGAAUGCUUUAAUACCUUUGACAUUAUUAAAGGGGAGUUUGAGUAUUGGUCGGGUCGGCCACUUUGGAAGGGAAUGUUGAACGGUGAUACAACCUUUCAUCAUCCAGACGGAUAUCAUCGGGAAUUUGAUAUUGAUGCCGGGAGAUGGUAUUGGAAACGUGGAGACGGUAAUGGUAAUCGUGUCGCAUGGGAUACCGUGUGA